AAAAUUUAUUUUUGUACUUUGGCACCCACAAAUCUUGGGGAAUGGUUUUCUACUUUGAGAGUACCGCCGUCGCUCCACCGGCAGUACUUUAUAUGGGUGUUGACAAAUACGAAAAUGAAGAUUUGAUAAAAUGGGGAUGGCCGGAAGAUGUUUGGUUCCAUGUAGACGAAGUUUCGUCGGCCCAUGUCUAUUUAAGGCUACGACCAGGUCAGACCAUUGAUGACAUUCCCUCAGCAGUAAUUGAAGAUGCUGCACAGCUUGUCAAAGCCAAUAGCAUCAUGGGGAAUAAAAUGAAUGAUGUCAAUAUUGUAUACACCAUGUGGUCUAACUUAAAAAAAACAACCAGUAUGGAUGUGGGUCAGGUUGGAUUUUUCAAACAGAGCGAAGUAAAAAAAAUUAAGGUGGCUAAACGUGUUAAUGACAUUAUCAACCGACUAAACAAGACCAAGAAGGAAGAACACCCAGAUUUAAGAGCUGAGCGAGAGAAACGGGACAGACUGGAAAGGGAGGAUAAGAAAAAACUGUUACGAGAACAAAAAGAUAAAGAAAAGGAAGAGGAGAAGAGACGAAAAGAAGAAGCAGAAUUAAGAAGUUAUAAUUCCUUAAUGAGUGCAGACAAUAUGAGUAAAUAUGAUGAUGGUAAUGAUUCUGACGACUUUAUGUGAUUAAAUUGUUUAUUCCUAUUAUUCCAGUGUACAACAAUU
Molecule: messenger RNA, 704 nt
Organism: Cylas formicarius (sweet potato weevil)
Lineage: Eukaryota; Metazoa; Arthropoda; Insecta; Coleoptera; Brentidae
Product: coiled-coil domain-containing protein 25
Exons: 4
Coding region: 42-665 (207 amino acids)
Source: RefSeq, a predicted model, not a curated record